This is a messenger RNA of Dermochelys coriacea (leatherback sea turtle), 2389 nucleotides long. RefSeq names its product retinoid isomerohydrolase RPE65 (gene RPE65). Gene Ontology annotation, molecular function: beta-carotene 15,15'-dioxygenase activity; retinol isomerase activity; all-trans-retinyl-ester hydrolase, 11-cis retinol forming activity. The transcript has 14 exons. NCBI's taxonomy places the organism in Eukaryota, Metazoa, Chordata, Testudines, Dermochelyidae. Gene Ontology annotation, biological process: retinal metabolic process; zeaxanthin biosynthetic process. The record is from RefSeq and is a predicted model, not a curated record. The coding region runs from base 107 to 1708 and encodes 533 amino acids.
CUCCCUUCAGUGGGACUUACCACUCAUAUAAAUACCCAGCACACAGCUCUGACUUCCACACUCUGCAGUUGGCUCUGGAAAGUUCAAAUCCUUGAUCAGGGAGAAAAUGUCCAGCCAAAUUGAGCACCCAGCUGGUGGAUACAAGAAGCUUUUUGAGACUGCGGAGGAAUUGGCUGCACCUGUAACUGCUCAUGUCACAGGCAGGAUUCCCAUAUGGCUUACAGGCAGUCUGCUUAGAUGUGGGCCUGGUUUAUUUGAAGUUGGUUCGGAACCAUUUUAUCAUUUGUUUGAUGGCCAAGCACUUCUUCAUAAAUUUGACUUUAAGGAGGGGCAUGUCACAUACCAUCGCAGGUUCAUUCGGACUGAUGCUUAUGUAAGAGCAAUGACUGAGAAAAGAAUUGUGAUAACUGAAUUUGGCACCUGUGCUUACCCUGAUCCAUGCAAGAACAUAUUUUCCAGGUUUUUUUCAUACUUCAGAGGUGUGGAGGUGACUGAUAAUGCCCUGGUCAAUGUGUACCCAGUGGGUGAAGAUUACUAUGCCUGCACGGAGACCAACUUUAUCACCAAGAUUAACCCAGAGACUUUGGAGACAAUCAAGCAGGUGGACCUUUGUAAAUAUAUUUCAAUCAAUGGCUUAACUGCUCACCCCCAUAUUGAAAAUGAUGGGACGGUUUAUAACAUCGGCAACUGCUUUGGAAAAAAUUUUGCAAUUGCCUACAAUAUUGUACGGAUCCCUCCACUGCAAGCAGACAAGAAAGAUCCAAUGAACAAGUCCGAUGUGGUUGUACAGUUUCCUUGCAGCGAUAGAUUUAAACCCUCCUAUGUGCACAGCUUUGGGCUGACUCCAAACUAUAUAGUGUUUGUGGAAACACCAGUGAAAAUUAACCUGCUCAAAUUCCUUUCUUCUUGGAGUCUGUGGGGAGCCAACUACAUGGAUUGCUUUGAGUCUAAUGAAACCAUGGGGGUCUGGCUUCAUGUAGCAGAUAAAAAAAAAGGAAAGUACCUUAAUAUCAAAUAUAGGACCUCAGCCUUUAACCUCUUCCAUCACAUUAACACCUAUGAAGACAAUGGAUUUCUUAUUGUGGAUCUCUGCACCUGGAAGGGGUUUGAAUUUGUUUACAAUUAUCUGUACUUAGCCAAUUUGCGGUCCAAUUGGGAAGAAGUGAAGAAACAUGCAGAAAAAGCUCCUCAGCCAGAAGCUCGCAGAUAUGUCCUUCCCUUAAACAUUGACAAGGCCGACACGGGUAAGAAUUUAGUCACCUUGCCCUACACAACAGCAACUGCAACUCUGCACAGUGAUGAAACAAUCUGGCUAGAACCAGAGAUUCUUUUCUCUGGGGCUCGUCAAGCCUUUGAGUUUCCACAAAUCAAUUAUAAGAAAUAUGCUGGAAAACCCUAUACAUAUACAUAUGGCCUCGGAUUGAAUCACUUUGUUCCAGACAGGCUUUGUAAGCUGAAUGUUAAAACGAAAGAGACUUGGGUGUGGCAGGAACCAGAUUCAUACCCAUCAGAGCCUAUCUUUGUUUCACAUCCAGACGCCCUGGAAGAGGACGAUGGUGUCGUUCUGAGUGUGAUUGUUAACCCUGGAGCAGGACAGAAGCCUGCCUAUCUACUGAUACUGAAUGCAAAGGAUAUGAGUGAAGUUGCCAGGGCUGAAGUGGAGAUGAAUAUUCCUGUUACCUUCCAUGGAAUGUUCAUAAGAUCAUGAUGAUUCUCUUCAGUGCACUUAUUGUAAUUUGCUUUUUUGACUUUGAAAAGAUACAUUUCUAGUUAGAAUAUUUGAGUUUUUGUAUGUUCCUUCAGUGUCUUUGAUUUGUAAAACUCAUUAAGACUGGGAAUUUCAUUUUUCUUGAUGUUUGCGGUACUACUGUUUUGUAGCUGUAUUGGUCCCUGAAUUUAGAGAGACAUAGUGGACUACAUAAUAUCUUUCAUUGGACAAUCUUCUGUCAGCGAAAGAGACAAGCUUUUGAGCUGCACAGUGCUCUUUAGGUCUGGGAAAGGUGCUCGGAGUGUCUCGGACCUAAAGAAAAGUGCUGUGCAGCUUGAAAACUUGACUACCAACAGAAGUUGGUCCAAUAAAAGAUAUUACCUCCAUCUCUCACUUUUCUUGAUGGUCACUUAAGUAUUCUCUCAUCAGAUUUUUCAGCCUUGCAAAAUCAUUGACAGGAUUUUAAAACAAGCAGCAUUGAGCAUUUUAAAACUUUAAAGAAAGGCUCUUUACAGAGUUAAACUUUGAGGCAGAGAUGCACUUGAAACAGUACUGUGUGAAAUUCAGUGUGUUGUAGAGUCAAACAUCAGUGGAACAGCUCAAGAGUGUCUUCUAAUGACUGCUUUAUGAGGCUAUUUUAUCCUGUAUAAAAAUGUAUUGAUUAAAUUCCAGUUCACUGUA